This is a messenger RNA of Trichosporon asahii var. asahii CBS 2479, 939 nucleotides long. RefSeq lists its product as uncharacterized. The record is from RefSeq and is a predicted model, not a curated record. The coding region runs from base 1 to 939 and encodes 312 amino acids. The transcript has a single exon. NCBI's taxonomy places the organism in Eukaryota, Fungi, Basidiomycota, Tremellomycetes, Trichosporonales, Trichosporonaceae.
AUGGUCUCAACGUUCAACAUCUACGACUACCCCCACAUCUUCGCCCUUGUCGGGAAGUACUGCGACAACGAAACUCGCUUCAAGCUGCGUUUCCUCUGCAAGGCCGCCAGAUACGAGAUCAACCGGAACAAUGACUGUCACCUGCUGGUCACCGUCGUAGUGAAUAAGUUGGUCCUGUAUUCCUACAAACCCGACCCCGAUACGAGAUACCUGAUGCCCCCCAUGAAGCACCGCCUCACAAGGUACUUAGACAAGUGCUUGGCUUCACCUACUCCGAAAAUCCGGGCCGCCUUUGGGUAUCCUAGGUUGAUCAAGGUCCCCUGUGAGACGCUCGAGUUCCUGUACGCGAGUUACGGUAAACUUGACUACCACAGAAAGCUCGGCAAGAAGGGCUCCAAGGUCAAGACUGUCGCUCUUAUGCCGCCUCCCCUGCUUGAGCCCAUCCGCGAGGACUGCAUUCUGGAGUUGAGUCACUUCGCCCCCGACGAAAACUGCUGCCAGCUACACAAUUCCCUCCUGCUGCCUCACGUCCACGAACUACGCUUCCAAUACUGGCGCGAGGACCGCGGCGGUUGCACAUGUGCCUCCGUCGAGCUCGUUCACCGCGCCACUAUUCUGCGCCUCUCGAUGAAUGAGACGACCUACUUCUGCGGUGUUGUCGCCGCCGCGUUUGGACCGACCGUUGAGGAGCUGAGGCUCGUUGUCAUGACGGCCGAGUCAGCCACGGCUUACCUCAAGACCAUCAAGAGCAAGCCUCGUCACACUAAUCUCAAAGUCUGGGUCACGUGCUUCGAGAACCUGUGCUCUGGAGGCGUGAAGCGCUUCAGAAAUGAAUGGACCAACAUGCUCGACGUCCCUGUUGCGUUGAGGGUCCAGGAGGGAGGCUGUUCAGAAGCGGACGGAUGGGCGAGGCCGUUCCUCAUCACUGAAGACUGGUAG